CUGUCGGCGGUUGGCGGUUGCCGAGGGCGGAGCGCGCUCACGCUGGACGGGCGUCGAGAAAAUACCGGCGCCUGGAGCGGCCCCGCGGACAGGACAGCGCGGAGACUCCCACCGAGUGUCAUUGUGUGCAACAUCAGUACAAUUAAUGCUUCCUGACACUCUGUUUAUACAACACAUUUGAUGGAUGAAAGAUAACCGAAGGCGUGGACAAAGAGACGGAUCUUGAAGGAGAGGUGGAGGAAAGCUGAACAGGGCAGAGAACGGAUGUGGAAAUUAAACGGCAGUUGAGAGUUGAAGGUUCCACACUGGCGCUGUGAGGUGGAGGCUGCAUUCGUGUAGAUUGAUGUUAUUGGUUCCUGAGUGAACAAAGAUGGCGACAGGAGGCGCUCCCUUGUUUGAAGAAGGCAUUGAAGGGCAAGACUUGCCCAACCGUACUGUGAACAGUGGAAGUCUCGAUGAUCGACUUAAUAACAGGGAUUGGGGUCUUCAGUAUAAGAAAGCGAAUCGAUCAUCUGAGAAGAACAAGAAAAAGCUAAGUGCAGGCAGUGAAAGCCGACUUACAAAUGAUAUCUCUCCUGAAUCCUCUCCCGGGGUUGGGCGCCGUAGGACAAAAACUCCAAAGACUUAUCCACCCACAAAGCAUCCAUCUCAGUUUUCUGUUCCGGACUCUGCAGAGUUUGAGAGGCUCAAGCAGCGAAUAAACUUCAGUGAUUUAGAUGAGCGGAGCAUUGGGAGUGAUUCUCAUGGUCGAGCGACUGCUGCUAACAACCAACGUCCACCUGUUGAAAAUAGGAAGCCAUUCAACUUUCUCCAACAGCAGAUUAACAGCAAUAAAAGCAAAGCACCCAUGUUAAGUCCACGAAGCAGAGAAACGAGAACUACUGCUCAAAGACUGGAUUUGUUUGUUUCUGUAACCAAGGAUUCAUUGCAAAUUGAUCAGCUCUCGCUUGCAGAUGAAAGAGGAGAACCUGCUAUAGAGAGCAGUCAGAUUGUAAGCAGACUUAUUCAGAUUCGUGAUUAUAUCUGCAAAGCUCGUUCCAUGCGAGAUGAUCUUAUGGAGAAAAAUGAAAGAUCUGCUAAUGUGGAGCGUCUGUCUCAGCUGAUAGAACAUCUAAAAGAACAGGAAAAGUCUUACAUGAAAUUUUUGCAGAAGAUGCUGGCGAGAGAGAAUGAAGAAGAUGAAGUCGGCACAACAGAUUCAGCUGUUGGUUCUGGAUCUGUGGCUGAUAGCACAUCUCUGAAUAUAGAUGUACAAUCUGAAGCAUCAGAUGCCACGGAGGCAUCUCAUAGUCUGAGAGUUCGGCCCCGCAUUGAGGACAAUCUAGGAAAUACAGCCUCACAAGCACAGGGUUCUUCAGUUACUUCAACUCCAAAAAGGGAAACUGACAGGCUUGGUCUGAAUGACAGGCGAUUCUGGCAUAAUAGGAUUAAUGGCCAAGAGCAUGGAAUUUCCUCCAAGACAGAUGAUCAGCGUCAUGAUGCAAAAGAAGAGUUGGAGAACUUGAAAAAGCAACAUGAACUUCUGAAAAGAAUGUUGCAACAACAAGAGCAACUAAGGGCACUUCAGGGCAGACAGGCAGCACUUCUGGCACUGCAAAACAAAGCCGAGCAGACCAUAGCUGGAAUGGAUGAGUCUGUUGUAACUGAAACAACUGGAAGUGUUUCAGGACUAAGUAUAACUUCAGAACUCAAUGAAGAGUUGAAUGAUUUGAUCCAACGGUUUCACAAUCAGCUUCGCAACUCACAGUCGCAGCCCGUCCCUGACAACAGGAGACGAGCGGAAUCUCUGUCUUUGACGCAAGAAGUUUCCAGGAGCAGAGAUUCCUUAACUUCAGAACAUUUGUCUGAAGAAAAAGCCCAACUGGUCAAUAAGCUGAAAGUUUUGCAAGAGAAAAAAGAAAGAAUGGAUAAACUACUGGAUGAGUUGCAUACACUAAGAGACCAGCAUCUUAACAAUUCCAUUCCAUCAAGUGGCCCUGUUGCAUCUGGCUCAUCUCAGAGAAGCAUCGAUCAAAGCACAGCUGCAGCACCAACUGGAACAGUUGCUUUAAUCAAUAGAGAACCCAACAGCAUGGCCUCUUCAGUCUGUGUUUUGGAUUCCAUAGCCUCACAUCAUGAGAGUGACGAGGAGGAAAAUCCUAACCCCAGGGAGAAACUGAAGAAAUUGAAAGAAGUUCACAAACGGCUAAAUGAGUUGCGUGAAUUGGUUGAUUACUACCAGCAGACUUCAGAUAUGAUGACUGAUGCUGUUAAUGAAAACACAAAAGAGGAUGAAGAUGAUGAGACUGAGGAAGAAUCUAUGUACUACUCCGAUCAGGAAAAUCCAGAAACUGUUACGAACAUCAGAAACCCACAAAGAUGUGAUAACUGGUCUGAAACCAAUACUGCUUCCAGGUUGCCAGCAGUUCACGGAACCAAUAACCAUGAUGAUCGAUUCCUGAACACCGACUGUGAAAUCAACAAUAGGCCAAUAAAUGUACGGAGCCUGAAUGUCCCACCUGCAUCAGAUUCUCACUAUAAUGAUAGUGAAAAAGAUGAUGACGACGAUGAAGAAGAAGAAGAUAGAGAUGUUAAUGAAGCACAAGAAGAGAUUCAAGGGGAACUUGCAAGUGAGGGAACUGUAUCAAGUCGGCGAAGUAGUUAUGUUGAAGAAAAUGGACAGGAUCUUGAAAUUCAACAGAAAAUAAACAGACUAAAUGCUGCUAAGCAGAAGCUGAGGCAAUUGCAGGAACUUGUUGCUAUGGUACAGGAAGCUCCAGAUGCUACUGGUGUUAAUAUCCCUAAUGUAUCUGGGCUUUCCUUAACUGGCGAAGAUCAGAAUAGUCAGCAACCAAACAACGCUAGAACAAAUUCAUCUAGAAGUCCAAAAGAAGUGACACUGGAUGAAAAAGAUAGAGAGAAAUUCUAUGAAGCUAAACUUCAACAACAGCAGAAAGAACUGAAGCAGUUGCAAGAAGAAAGAAAACGGUUGAUGGAGAUUCAAGAGAAGAUUCAACAACUGCAGAGAUCAUGUCCUGACCUACAGUUAUCAACAUCGAGUAUAGGAAACCUGUCGAAAAUAAAAGUGCCGGUGGUUACGUCUACUCCUGCAGCCAAUGGACAAGGUGCAACAGCAAAGGCUUUGCCUGAUCCAAUUGCUGCACCGCCUCCUGACAAUGAGCUGUGGUCUGAGAUGCGCCGACACCAAAUCCUUCGUGAAGAGUUGCGCCAAAGAAGAAAGCAACUUGAAGCCUUGAUGGCUGAGCAUCAACGUCAAAAAACACUGACUGAAACCACUUCCAUCACUGCCGCAUCUAUAAAAAGUGAUGGGGCGGAAACACAGGGAACUCAGCAACUCAGCAGGACUGAAAGGACCACAGCUACUUGGGGCGGUUCAACUCAAGGUGCACUGGAUGAUGAUGAUGAUGAAGAGGAAGAAAACAUUGGUGGUGGUGGUGAUGAUGAUGACGACGACUAUCCAUCUGAUGAAAUUGUACAAGCAGAAGAAGAAGAAGAACUUGAGACAAGUUCUCAUGAAACAUACACAGUUUAUCCAAGUCCAACUAGAAGUCAAGGAGCACGUAAUUCGAGAGGUUUUAGGCACAGGUUAAAGAAUAAACAACCAUAUUCUGCAGAUGGGAACUAUCGUUCUUUUCCAAAACAUAAACAACGGAAUGUUAGCAUGCGACGUCAAGAGAAUCUGCGGUGGGCAGCAGAUCUCUCCUAUGUAGAGGAACGAGAACACUGGCAGGAACAAGUAAAUCAAUUGACCAGACAGCUGGAAUUCAGUACAAACAUGUGUCACACCCUAAUGCAGGACCAGCAGGCACUUUCUUACCUUCUGCAGACUUUCCUAACUGGUCCUUACAAUAUAAUGCCUAGUAAUGUUGGCUCACCACAAGUGCACAUCAUAAUGCACCAGUUAAAUCAGUGUUACACACAAUUGGCUUGGCAACAGAACAAUGUGCAAAGGCUGAAGCAAAUGCUGAAUGAUCUCAUGCAUCAACAGCAGCAAGAUAAGAAGCCUGGAAACCAAAGAGAUAGCACAGUGCCACCACCUUCUCCCAGUGAUUUUGUCUUUUCUGCAUUCAAUUACCCUCAUAAUCCUUUAAAUCCUUUGUGCAUGCCUGGAUUUGCAAAUUACUCUCCUUUGACUCCAGGUUUCAACUUUAACCCUGUAUUCCCUCCUGGGUUCCGUGAACCAUCUCAAAAUGUCAAUGCCCAAGCCAGUGAGCAGCAACCACCUCUAUCUGAACAUGUCACCUCUGGAAAAACAGAUUACUUGGCAUUCCCCAAACCAUUUGAAAGUAAUUCUCCAAACUGCAGAGAGAACAUAUGGGUACAAGAAGAAGCCAAAGACGAAGCAGAGCGGAGUGAAUUGGCAUGGCUAACUGAUACAAGUGAAAGACAGCCAUCCAGACAAACCGAAGCAUGCACAUCUGUACCACAGUUGAAUUUAAGCAAUUCAAAGCAACAUGUCCACGGCAAGAAUAGGAGGAAUUUUGAAGAGGAAUCACUAGAAAGUUUUAGUAGUAUGCCAGAUCCAGUUGAUCCCACCACUGUAACUAAAACAUUUAAAUCCAGAAAAGCCUCUGCACAGGCCAGUCUAGCUUCGAAAGAUAAAACUCCAAAAGGAAAAACUAAGAAACAACAUUCAGCUCAACUAAGGUGUAGGCCAGAAUACAUAAAAACUGGCAGUGACUUUUCACUCUUUGAAGCUCUGCGUGAUACCAUCUAUUCUGAGGUCGCAACUCUCAUUUCUCAGAAUGAAUCACGACCCCAUUUUCUCAUAGAACUUUUCCAUGAACUUCAGUUGCUGAAUUCAGAUUAUCUUCGACAACGGGCUCUUUAUGCUUUACAGGAUAUAGUAACUAGACAUCUUUCAGAGAAGAACUUCAAGGAAGGAAAGCACAAUUUAUCACACGCCUCAGCUGUAUGGAUGGCAUCAAAUUCAGAGUUGACUCCAAGUGAAAGUUUGGUUUCAAGUGAUGAGGAAGCCUCCAGAAAAACUCCUGACAACCAGGUUAUAGAUGUUCAGCAAAAGGAAGAUGCAGAAUAUAUAGAAUCCUUGGAAAAUGCCAGCACAUUGUCUACUUCUUCCAACUUGGAGCCUUUUGCUAAUGAUGAUCUAGGUAAUACUGUCAUUCAUUUAGACAAAGCAUUGUCUAGGAUGAGGGAGUAUGAGCGCCUGAAAAUUGAGGCUGAAAAUAACCAGAAUCCAGAAGUUUCUACCGACACCCUGGAGGGUGCUGCAGGUAUGGAAUCGACUGCAAAUGGCUGUACAGCAAAUUGCAUUACUGAUGCUGCUGAUGUUCCUUGCCCUCGCAUAGACACACAGCAACUGGACAGGCAAAUAAAGGCCAUCAUGACAGAAGUGAUCCCAUUUUUAAAGCAACACAUGGAUGAUUUAUGCUCCCCGCAGCUGCUAAUUGCGAUCAGGAGGAUGGUUCUCACCCUUACGCAGCAGAAUGAUGAAAGCAAGGAAUUUGUCAAGUUCUUUCAUAAACAACUUGGUGCUAUACUGCAGGAUUCUUUGACAAAGUUUUCUGGUAGAAAACUAAAGGAAUGUGGUGAAGAUCUGCUUGUGGAGAUUUCGGAGAUCCUGUUCAAUGAGCUUGCUUUCUUUAGACUUAUGCAAGACUUGGAUAACAGCAGUUUGGCCGCAAAACAAAGAUGCAAAAGAAAGCUGAAGGAGGUGGCAUCUUUUAAACAUUCUUUUACAUCUGAGGAAAAACAUUUCAAGAGCGAUGUGUCCUCUGUAGAAGAGUUUGAAGAUGAAGACAAAGAUAAGGAUGAAAGUGAAGCUGCUAUCUCAGAAGAGCCUACAACAAAUGAAUGUACUGAAGCUAGGAUUGAAAUAAAAUGUGACCUGUCUGACCGAGAGGAUGAUGAAGACAGUGAAGGGAUGCCUGCAGCAUGCGUCUCCAUAAGUCUCUCUAAGGCCGAGACUCAAGCGCUGACUAAUUAUGGCAGUGGAGAAGAUGAGAAUGAGGAUGACGAAAUCGAGGAUUUUGAUGCUGGAACCGUGGAUGUUCAAACUUCACUACAAGCUAGUAAUGAAGCUGCUGAUGAAAACUAUAAUGAGCAGGGCAAUCAUGUUGAAGUUGGUAAGAAUGAUGUGGUCAGUCAGACAGAGAAAACAAAUACAGAUGUAGUUAAAGCUGAAAAUGAGAAUGAUACAACUUUAAGUCUCGCUUCUGAGUGUGAGGAAAGCACCACAACUAGUGCUGAUAAUGAAAACACUACAGGGGGAUUAAAACCUUCUUUACCUUUAUGUGAAAGUGUUAACACUUUAACAUCAAUGCAGAUGUCUCUAGAAAAUGACUUGGAGGGAACACCAGAGAGUUCAUUGGCUGGCAGCCCUGACACAGACUCUCCUGUACUAGUUAAUGACUACGAAGCUGGAUCUGGAAAUCUGAGCCAGAAAUCAGAUGAGGAUGACUUUGUUAAAGUUGAAAACUUGCCUCUUAGACUUUCAGUGCUUUCAGAGGCUGAAUUGAUGAGGAGAAUUUCAGAAGAGGAACAGAAUAAUAAUUUAACUUGUGCUCUGCUGGAUGCAGAGGUAGAUGGAGCACAAGAGCUUGCAGGCAACUUGGAAGCUCUAAAGGAACCAGAAAAUGGAGCCAGAAGUGCAUAACUGAGUAUUCUCUGAAAUUCAUCAACUUCUUGUUUAUUUGACUGUAUGAAAUGUGAUUUCUCUUUUAUGGCUAAAGAGUUAUUUUUUUUAAAUAGCCUUUUGCUAGAAUUGUUGCUCCUUUAUAGAUUGUGUUAAGUCUGACCAGGAUUUCUUGGUCGGCUCUUGUGCAAGCUACUAUGUAAAGAACAUUUAAUUAUUUUCUAGGUCAAUAGCCUAAUUAAUGUUAUUAAAGCAACUUUUUUAAUGAAAAGCUGAAGUCCCACGACAACACUAUGAUUUGAUCUUUAGACUGCCUGUGAUGCAAUUCAUUUUCACUUCUCGGUACCUUUUAGAUGCAUUGGGAAGAUCAGCUUGUUUCUGAGGCAAUUGAUCUUUCAUGUAGUCCCAGCUGUGAACCAAGACCUAGGUUUUAUUGUGCCUGCUCUCAAAGUGGAGAUAUUGUUUUGUAACAGUUUAUUGCAUGUAAAUAGUUUUACUGUCAACACUGUGCUUUUAUGCAGAUAAGUAACCAUAUAACCAUAGCAAACCUAUGGCUUAUGUUGACUUCAGCAUAGCUAUGUAUACUGCACAUCAACAUGAUGAUUCAAAUUUUAACAUGGACAGUUGCAUUCCAGUAUAAAUAAGACCCUCUGUGGUUGCUGAAAUGUCCACUUCACGUACUGUCCAUUUAAUAAAGCUUGCAAUCAACCAAAUGCCUCUGCAGAUCUAAAGUGGUGUUCAAUUGACAGUCAGGUAUAUUAAAGGAAAAGCUUGCUGCUCCUUCGUGAACAGUGAAAAGGACCCCAUAGCUUUUAUCUACUGGGGGUGAAAAUUAAUCACAGGUUUUCCACAUUCAGUGAAUUGCUGAUAUUAAAGUUUAGUCUGUUUUCUUUUAUAUCCUGUUACAAAUUUGAAAUGGACAAAAUAUGAUUCACAUUUAAGAGAGCUGAUUGCUGUUCUACUGUCAACAGCAACAAAAUUACAUUUGUAGAGCGUCUUUCACAUCAGGAGGUCGUCAACAGUUGCUGUAAAAUCCAUUCUUAAACAACACUAUUUUUAUGCACGUCAUAUAAACCAGGCUAAUGGUAUGUAUAUCCCUCUGCGUCUUCAAAAGUGUCAAAAUGAGCACUGCUACCAAAUUUUACUCAAAGGCGAUUUGCGAUUGUAUCAUAAUGGAGGUGGGUGGUAUUGCAUGUUCAUGGUAUUUGUUGGGUGGGAUGCAAGCAAAUUUUACAUAUGUUCACUCUAAGGGAUAGUGAGUUUAUGAUUUGUACAUAUAGAACAAAGUUCCAUAAACCCUAGUGGCUGAGAUACAUAAAUGCUGUGUUCACAUUUGCAAUACCAUUACAUUGUACAAUCUUAAUAUUUGAACAAAGAUACUUUGUUGCAACAAAUGCUUUCUCCAAGCCUGUUGUCAGCAGAUGAGCUCCAUGCUCCAAAACAUGAACCCCCUCGUAAGAAAUGCUUUGUUGUCACAAUUGAGUCUUGAGAUUUGACUGUGGCCCCAGAUUGUUUGCAGAAUUACAAAGGGUGUAGCGAAAUGUGUUUUAAUCUAAUUAAUGGUUACAUCCAAUUUGUUACUCCUGAAACUGGUCAAGUUAUCUUGAACCUAAAAAUAUGAAAUAAUAUUCAACAAAGGCUUUAGUUCAACCAUUGUCCCUACACUGAUCCUUUACAAAAUAUUUUAAAUCGCUUGAAGGUAAUGCAUUUAACCAGAUAUCUGCAAUUUGGUACAGUAUAAAUCAAAAAAACAUUUCAGUAAGAACUGCCUGGGAAAUCUUAUUAGGAGUAGAAAAGGAUUACCAUGAACAAGGAUUAUCUUAUUCAACACUAACCUUUAGACUAAUUGUGCUAUUUCUGCUGGUUGCAAACAGACACAAAAAAGCCUUUGCAGAAUUAAACCAACUAAGGUCAUCUUUCAAUGAUUUGUAUUUUUGUCUUCUUAGAUGGUUGUGGUUUUGCAUUUAAUUUAAAUUUAAACUGACAGGCAUGUUAGUGUUAUGUGGUCAGUUCUUAAUCUGUGUUUUGUAAUGUAUGAUUUAAAAAUGUUUACUAUGCAAUUUCAAAAUAAAGCAACACUCUUGAUUUGA
Messenger RNA from Callorhinchus milii (elephant shark), 8685 nucleotides. It is a transcript of the gene pcm1, whose product is annotated as pericentriolar material 1. Bases 371 to 6616 code for a protein of 2081 amino acids. The record is from RefSeq and is a predicted model, not a curated record. The transcript has 44 exons. NCBI's taxonomy places the organism in Eukaryota, Metazoa, Chordata, Chondrichthyes, Chimaeriformes, Callorhinchidae. Gene Ontology annotation, biological process: protein localization to centrosome; microtubule anchoring at centrosome; centrosome cycle. Gene Ontology annotation, cellular component: ciliary basal body; centriolar satellite; centrosome.